CCCAAUUAAAUAGAGGUGCUACUUUCAUCUAGGUGCCGAUGCCGUCACCUGCUCGGAUUAUUUACAUUGACUUCACUCAACAGUCUUCAAGACAAGAAAAUGUCCUCGGGAUGACGAUUCCAGGCUCGACAUCUCCUGCAGCGAAGUACCUCAUGCUCCGGUACUCCAUCUCGUCCAGGACUAUGACCUAG
Molecule: messenger RNA, 191 nt
Organism: Amoebophrya sp. A25
Lineage: Eukaryota; Dinophyceae; Syndiniales; Amoebophryaceae
Source: the annotation of a GenBank genome assembly